Messenger RNA from Cydia pomonella (codling moth), 9594 nucleotides. RefSeq names its product mannosyl-oligosaccharide alpha-1,2-mannosidase IA-like. The record is from RefSeq and is a predicted model, not a curated record. The coding region runs from base 609 to 2231 and encodes 540 amino acids. The transcript is spliced from 10 exons. Gene Ontology annotation, molecular function: mannosyl-oligosaccharide 1,2-alpha-mannosidase activity; calcium ion binding. Gene Ontology annotation, biological process: carbohydrate metabolic process; N-glycan processing. Gene Ontology annotation, cellular component: endoplasmic reticulum; Golgi membrane. Lineage: Eukaryota; Metazoa; Arthropoda; Insecta; Lepidoptera; Tortricidae.
UGUCUCAAGUGAUUUAAUAAGUAUGUACAAAAUACAUUGCCGAAAGAAAAAAAAAUCAAAAAUGAAUUAUGCUCUGGUAGUUAAGACUAAAUUAAAAAUAUCUUUCAGAAUCGUGUUAUAGCGUUAAGCUUGCGGUUAUAUAAAAAAAAAUGUACACACUGUAUAACAAUGCCCCUCAUUAUCACGUACAAAUUACGCGAAUUGCGAAUCUAUCCGUCAUAGUAAUAAAAGAACAGUAUGUACGCGGCUUACGCAAAGUGUACGUUAUUAUCUCCGCGUGGCAAUUGAUAACAUUUACAAUAAGCGUUUUCCCAUAUCGCACGUUAGUCUCACGCCAACGCUAUUGCCGGGGCGACGCGAGCGCAUCGGUAGAUUUAAAUUACGAAUUAGUUGACAAUAAUUAGUCAUCGGGAAAAUACGCUUUUUAUAAUUUGGGUCAAAAUAUAAAGUAUCUAGAAUUAGGAACGUGUUAUUUUAUUUGUGCCAAUAUCAGUGCGCGUUCGUUUUAAUUAAUCUAUCAAUUCAAUAAAAUUACGAGUAACCAAAGUUAGUCAUACAGUAUUGACGUUGGCGUUCCAUCGAAUCGGAAUUUAGUGUAAUCGCCAAAGAUGCGUUUACCAUGUCGUUUGGCAACAGCGGGUCUCACAUUUAUCUGCGCCAUGAUUUUACUAAUACGAGUGUCCAGCCUUGGAGCCCCGACUGGCCCAAUAGUGCACCCUGCAGGGCGCGCCGCCCGCGCCGCUCGCUUUCCCAGCGAAGAUCCACAAACUACCAAUUCGUCCCCUCAGAAUGGACUUGAGAACAUUACGUAUCCUUCACAACGGCGGCAAUACGUUGUAGAGAUGAUGCGCCAUGCGUGGAACAAUUACAAACUCUACGCGUGGGGCAAGAACGAGCUGAAGCCGAUCUCCAAGCGCGCCCACCUCUCCAGCGUGUUUGGGAACGGCGAACUGGGCGCUACCAUCGUCGAUGGACUCGACACGUUGUACCUCAUGGGGCUGCGGGACGAGUUCCGAGAGGGCCGCGAGUGGGUUGCGGAACAUCUAAAUAUUGGGGAAGUCGAUUCCGAGCUGUCGGUGUUCGAGACGAACAUCCGCUUCGUCGGCGGUCUGUUGUCCUGCUACUCAUUAACUGGCGACAGCAUCUUCAAGGAUAAGGCUGUAGAGGUCGCCGACGCGCUGUUGCCAGCGUUCGAGACUCCCACCGGCCUGCCUUAUGCUCUCAUCAAUCCCUCCACUAAGGCGAGUCGGCAGUACCACUGGGCGGGACCCAACAGCAUUCUGUCAGAAAUCGGCACCCUGGAUCUGGAAUUUAAGUAUUUGAGCGACAUCACGGGGAAAGAUGUGUACAGAAAAAAGGUGGAGCGCAUCCGUGACGUGCUAAACAACAUCGAGAAGCCGAGCGGACUGUACCCUAACUUCAUCAACCCUCGCACCGGGCAGUGGGGACAGAGGCACAUGUCUCUUGGAGCGCUCGGUGACUCGUUCUACGAGUACCUCCUGAAGGCGUGGCUGAUGUCCGGACAGACGGACGAGCAGGCGCGUGCCAUGUUCGACGAAGCCAUGCCCGCCGCCUUGGACAAGAUGUUGAGGGUCUCGCCUUCUGGCCUCUCGUAUCUGGCUGAGAUGAAGUAUGGAAGGAUAUUGGAAGAGAAGAUGGAUCAUUUAUCGUGCUUUGCAGGCGGCAUGUUCGGGUUGGCGUCCACAACAUUAGAGAACACAUUAUCAGAGCGGUACAUGGACGUGGCCAAGAAGCUGACACACACCUGCCACGAGAGCUACGCGCGCUCCGAGACCAAACUAGGACCGGAGGCAUUCAGAUUUUCAGGUGCCGUUGAAGCGAGAGCGCAGAAGAGCAACGAGAAAGUGUACUUACUACGGCCGGAGACCUUCGAGAGCUACUUCAUCAUGUGGCGCCUCACCAAAGACCAGAAAUACCGAGAUUGGGGAUGGGAGGCUGUGCAGGCGUUGGAGAAACACUGCCGCGUGGAGGGCGGGUACACGGGUCUCGUGAACGUGUACCACAGCAAGCCGCAGGGCGACGACGUGCAACAGAGUUUCUUCCUCGCCGAAACGCUGAAGUACCUGUACCUGCUGUUCGCCGACGACUCGCUGGUCCCGCUGGACGAGUGGGUGUUCAACACGGAGGCGCACCCGCUGCCCGUGCGCGCGCGCAACGCGCUGUACCGCGCCGCGCGCCCCGCCGAGCCCGCCCUCGACAACCAACUCUAAACUUACGGUAUUAGGCUGCGGUCGCAGACCAACUUGACCAUUGUACGCUCAGUAACGGUAUCUCACUAAUCAUUUCGAAAAUAGAAUUUUCAGAUUAAGAAUGUAAGGUUCGCAUUCAAUUUUUAUUUAGAGUACCGCUGAUUGGCCUAGGGCCACGUUCCAAGGUUAGCCAACCGUUUAUACAGGCUUAAAAUGUACUGUUAACUUCGAGUUUAAACGGUCAACUCCGAGUUAGUUGGCUAACCCUGGAAUAUGCAAGUGGCUCCUGGCGGGGCAGUAAAAGAUGGAUCACGUAAGCGACCACACAUGAGGUCGCGUAAAAAUUAUGUGAGAGCGUGAUCACUUGUAAAAACGACCGACCGUUACUUGUCAAGUCGGAAACGAACAGAAAAUUGACAAUUGUCAGUGGAAUAGGCCCCAGAGGGUCUAGCCGAGUGACAGCAGUUUAUAGAAAAUAUCAAUCGAAACUUUUACCUUUAUGAAAAAUUUAACCCUAUCGCUUUGUAAUAAAGUUCAAAAGUAGAUGGGAAAUAUAUUCCCUCUGAUUAUAAAGGCUUAAAUAAUGAAUGAAAAUCAGAAAUCAUCGCAUUUAUUGAAUGAAUUGAAUGGCGAUUAUCAUGUAAAUUUUCGUGCUCAUCUAAAAUCAUGGCGAUUGGUGAUACCUAUUUACUUUUCAGUUGGCAUUUAUAGAUAAUAUGAGGAAAAUGUCUAAUGAAUAUUUGAUCUUUACUGGCCCAAUCACUCUGCGUCGGUCGCCGAAUGCAAACUAUGAGGUUGCCGUCAACCGGCAUUGUUUAGAUUUGGCGAACGGACCUAGUAAUCACGCCCAUAUUUACAUAAUAAAGGCCGGCUACAUCUACUAUAAGAUAUGUUAAUAUUGUUUAAGUUCCGUUCUUCUGAAUUAGUAAUAAACACAUACGCAGUUCAAUAACUAUUAUUAGACCGUUAUUAAUUUUCGAAAACUUACGUAAGAAUCGGCACAUACUAUUACUAAAAGGGGAUUUCCGGAGCCGAAAAAUAAUGAAACUUAUUGUUAUGGUAUUAAUGACAAAGCGGCAUGGGUAGAUGGCAUUUAAAUUGCGUUGAGUUUGAAGAACUCAUUAAGAUUGCUUACUCUUCGUCUUGAAAAUCUCAGGUCCUCAACAAAAAAGUUACACCCGAGUGGAAGUUUUGGUACAGGGUGGUAGUUUUAUUAUUGAAAAAUAUAUUUCGUUAAAAUGUAUAAAACUUUGGUUUUCGGAAAGGUGAAAAUUUAAUUACAACUAAAUAUCUUAUGUCCACUGCUAAAUCGAAGAAUGAAAAAGACGAAGAGGGGUUGUCGUUGAGAUUCAAGAUGGCGAAGACGUCUCGAGAAUAUUUUUUUGUGUUUUGCUCAUUAAUGUUGUUUAAAGUGCAAUAUUGAUAGCUUAUUAUGCAGUGAACUAUCAUGGAAGUGUGCAGUUAAUGGAGAACUAAUCUUGAAACGCGUUUAACCAUGUUUUAAUCUACACCCGGCAAUCCAUCGUGGCUUUUAGUAAAGUCCAGGAAUUUCUUUACUAAAAGCAACUACCGAACGUCAUGCUCUACGAGCACACUUAAAAGUUACUACUGAACAACGACAUUUGGCAUUGGCAAAAUCAUCAUAGAUUUGAUGGAGACCAUAUUUAAAAAGAUGAAAAAGAUGAAUUGUAUUUGUAAGGCACGAAUUUUGUCUUAGAAUUUUUAAAAGUCGUGUUUGAUGUACCAAGAUUAUGUGACCAAAAGAUUUACUCUUUUAGAUAACGUUAUAGGUAAUUUCUUACCAGGUGUUACUUAUUAAAAUCACAUAUUAGCGUGAAUAUCAUUUUAAUGUGACGGCAAAUAUCAAGAUUGGUUAUUUUAUAGUUGAUACUUUUUCCUUUUUAUAAUUCUUCUCAAUAUUGAUUUUUUUAAAGUUCCGUUGCCAAAGAGUAAAAACGGGACCCUAUUACUAAGACUCCACUGUCCGUCUGUCUGUAUGUUUUUCACUAGGCUGUAUCUCAUGCAAUGUGAUACCUAAACAGUUGAGUUUAAGUGGGGCUCCCAUACAAGAAACGUGAUUUUUUUGCCGUUUCUUGCUUAAUGGUACGGAACCCUUCGUGCGCGAGUCCGACUCGCAUUUGGCUUUUCUAGAUAGUUGUUUCUUCUAUAUCUUAGUUAUAACUAUAGUCCAUCUAUGGUAACUCUGCAACGACUUUACAAAGACAAAGUGUGGACAUGCCACUAUGAACGAUAUAUUUUCAUUAAAAAUAAGACUUUUAUUGUGACACCUCCACACUGUAAAGUUGUUGCAGAGUAGUCCGAUUCUAUACGCUAUUUUAUUUAUGAUGAUGAACUAAGUGAUGUUUAUGAAUCUUAUCGUCUGAAUUGUGAGAAAAUGACUCGUAGCUGCUUAUUUUAUUACUUUUCAACAACCGUGGCCAGUUACAGUGAGUAUUAUUGGCCAUUAAUUUAGUUUCGUUUCCACCAUACCUACCCUCAUUGCUUUCUAUAUAGUCGUGGGUACGUUCCUUCCCUGUACCUAUGUUUAAAGCGAAUGUACAAAUGUUAUACUAUAAUGAAAUAUUCCUCAUGAAUUUCUAAUACACUUCAAGUAAACUUUUUAUAUGCAAGCAGGUCGAAUUCGGUCAUUCCUUGUGUGCGGACCUUAUUCAUGAUACCUUAAGAUCUAAUUUAGAAUAAAACCCCAUUUAAAAAAAAGUCCUCAACUCAUAUAUAUAUGUGGCUUUUCAUCCAUAGAGAGGUCCUUAUUCAUAUGAAGCAUAAGGACCCUUCUCUGAUAGAAACCACAUAUUUUAACUUAUAGUACUUUUCACAUAGCUUGGGUAUUGACAGCAGUCAUCUCCAUACAUUUUAUAAUCUUAAAACGCAAAAAUGUACGAGAUGACAGAUGCCACCGUCCCAAAGCUAUUUGAAAAAUACUAAAGUGGUAUUUUUUCUUCCCACGAAAUAAUAUAAAAUUAUUAUACACUACUCAAACCAAUACACAUUACAAUCAAACUUACUUCGUAAUAGGUAUACUUAUUCACUCUUCAUACUAGCAAUGAUUUUGUAUUUACAUCUAUACCUUGUAAAAUGUAGUUUAGAAAAUUAUACUAAGAUAUUAGCUACAAUUUUCUAUACAAGCUCGUAAUAAGUAUCAAGAUGGUUAACAUAAGGUGGAAAGUGUAUACUUAUUUAUGACCAUGACUGUCAGUGUAAGUCGCCUUUCAAAUUAUGUAGCUACAAUUUUGAGGAGACUUACCGGUGCGUCACCGUGAACCUUGUCGCAAUGCACGAAGGUUGAUAUUGGGCUGCCGCGCGUGUCGGCUGAUGCCUUUGGCGGUGAAAGGGUUAACUUUGAGUUAAGUCACUGAUGGUCCUGUACAGAGUGUUUUUACUUUAACAGUGUGGGAAAAAACUGAAAUAAACAGAAAAAUAUGUAAUGGAAAUAUUAUCCUCUCUUUUGAAAAAAAAUAAGUAUGGUGUAGUGUGAGUUGUACUCAAGGCUGGUGGCGGGCAGUUGUAUGACCAAUGGCUAAGAGUAGGAUGAGGGACAUAGGUGGGGCUGCCCCCCCCCCCCCCCCCCUUGGUAACGCCCAUGGUUGUACUUAAAUUUAUAACCACGUUUCACUCCAACUAUAGUUAUUUACGAUACAAGUGCAGAAAAUAGGAAACUGGCAACGAGUGGUUAUAAAUUGAAACACGACUUAAGGGAGUGUUUAUAAUCGACAAGAGUUGCAAAUUACCUAUUCGCACGUGUAUCGUACAACGUUCUACAGUACAUAUGCCUAUGCAACGCGUGCGGGAAAGUAGCAACAUAUUAUGUACUGUAAAAGUUAUUUAUUCCUAAAAGGUAUCUUGUAAGCUCUAUAGAAAAUGGCGUCGCAGCGCAGUUGCGUGAACGUUGCGUUGAGCAGCAGCCAUGCUGUACGCCGACGCUUGUAUCUUCCACACUUUAGGAUUUAUCCACACUAUCGUAGUUAAACAUUCUGUAUUUUUUUUUAUACAUUGACAGUGUUGCUCAAGUCAAUUAGAAUCAAAUGUAGUGCUUUCCGAUUUUUUAUUCCUUUAUUCAAAGAUAUAAUGGCUGAAUACCACUCUCAAGAGCGCAUCGACUGCUCAGUUAUUAAUAUACACGGCCAAUGGCACAACAAAAAUGUUACUAACCAGUAUUUUAACUUGAUACAACCAUCAAAUCAGAUCCUACAAUAAGUUCAAUUAUCGUUUUGUAAACUUUGGGUUUAAGUGCUCGGAAGUCAAAAUCGAUUGGAUGUUUUUAUUAAGUUAUACUGCUCAUAAAUAAUAUUUUUGUCCUGCCAAUGACCUUUCCCGGGCAUUAUUUACGACUCGAAGCACAAACACUUACAUUUGUGAUUUUUGAAUACUAUUGUAUAAUCAGAUAUAUACGAUAACAAUUAAAAUGUAAUAUAUAAAUUAAUGAUCACUCUUAAUAUUAUAGUAGAAUAAAAGUAAACUAUGUAUUUAAUUCAAUUGAAUGUUAAUGAUAUUCAAACAUAACGUUAGGGCUUGAUUUAUUUAUUUAAGUUAAUUUUACUUACUUAUUAUAUUUAUUUUAUUUAUGAAUACUUGUCAGAUCUCGUGCUUUAGAACUUUGAGAUUGUUUAUAUUUUCAUAAUAAUUCGAUAUUAAUAUUAUAUACCAAACAUAUCUGUGAAUUACAUUUAAUUAAUGUAUUAGUAGAUGAAUUAAUAUAAAAUGUAGGACCCUUCGGCCUAAAUGAGGCUUGGUUGGACCCGAGCCGUUGCGUCCAGGUCUAUCGACAACUCGAUGACUACAGUUAUGUAUUAUUAUGAUGUAUAGUUGUUAACAUUAUUUUCAAUUCAUUAUACAUAUAUUUUUUCUAUUUACUUAUUAUUUAAAUUCCCAGAUCAAUCUUUAAACAAGAAAGAGGGUUAAUUAUGUUUUAACUUUUAACCUUUUGAACGAUUUCUCUCGCAUCAAAAUUUGGCAUACACAACUAGUGAGAAACGAAUUUAAACCUUAUCUGUCAACAGUAAAAUUGCUUUGACAGCGUCUGCCAUGACCCCUUUAGUGGUCGUUGGCGUGGUAGGCACGACAGCACACAACCACUUUAGUGGCUCUUGGCGUUCAAAAGGUUAAAGUACCAAUAUAAUUUUGUUUACUCGGCCUUUAAUUGAUGCAAUAUCUUACAGGUAGGUUUAUCAAAACUGUUGUGAAUAAAAUGAACUAAACGAUUAAGUGAAGUUUUAAGCAACCUUUUAAGCAUUCUGAUAUACACACAGAGAAACAGUUCAUACACAUUAGCUUUGUCGAAUCAAUCCGCAGUGUCUAAAAAAUCAUAUAGAACAUUAAAAUUUGUGUUUAGUUAAUACCUUUGUAUGUACGUAAAACUAAAAUUAUUUGUAUGAAAUGCGGAGUUUCGCAUAAGUCAAAAUCUUGGAGCAUUUAGACAGGAGUCGCCUUUAAGUGCUUACCGCACUGCCGAAAACCUUUCACAAUCGGGCAUACUUUUGUAUGGACUGACGUUUAUCUGACAUGGCUAUUUUUACGUUACGUACAUAUUAUGGAAGGUAGAGUUAAGGAACGCAAUCUCCAUAGGCAGAACUUAUGCAAAAGUGUCCAGUGGUCAGCUAUAAAUAAUAGUUCCAAAUCUCUCCAGAGUAGCGCUAGAGUAGCUAAGAACCUAGGCGUUAUUGACGGAGUGAAGUGCGAAGUCUAUGAUUUGAUUUUUUUUCAGCUAUUCUAGGUAUUGUAGCGCCACCUAUUUAAGGUUUUUUGAUGACACUUUUUGUUAUAUGGAGAUUCCAUUCCUUAUCUCCACCUUCCGUAGUACAAAUAGCCAUACAUUUGACGUGCCCCUCCCCCGCAAAAAUCGGCGAACUGUUUUGUACAGGACAGACAGACUUCUGUCUAAAUGCUCUAAGGUCAAAGUACUGCUUAUGAUCUUAUAAUAUUUUUACUGUCCUACAAAUAUUGAGUUAUAAGGAAAGUCAUGUUUUUAAUAUAUUUUUCUGCACCUGUUAACAUAGCAUAUCCAAUGUUUGACCAUCAUUGUUAAUUUAGUAACAUUAUUAGUGCAUUUCCUUUCUUUAAAUGUUUAUCAUAUAAUAAUACUUAAUGCAAAUUAAUGAUAUAAAAUAUUUGAUAAAGGUUUGUAAGGUACUCACAGAGAUACAGACAACUAGAUAAUAUGUGUACAAUAUGUAUAUAAUAGUCAUAGACGGAAUCUUAGGUAUAGACGUUUGGUGUUUAGGUAUACUGUUGGUAUUUUUUAACUUAAAGCGAAUGUGUGCAAAUGUGAGUGUAUAUUUUGUUUAUUUAUUUAAUUUAAUAUUUUCUAUGUAUUUUCUGCUAGUUUCCGCUUUACUGUUCCUUUCUUUAUACGUAGAAGCAAACCGUGUAUUUACGGGCCCGUUACCGUAAAUUACUUGGAUCUUCAAAAGUUAACAUUUUCUUUUAAUUUCUUAACUUUGACUACAUUAUAAUUAUACAGAUGUUAAAUUAUACUUCUCCUAUAAAAUCAGAGUACUCGUAUUUAUCCGAAAAUGUCUGAAGCGAAAUAGUCAUAGUACUUAUUACCAGUCCAUGUACAUUAAUCUAAUAAAAAUAUUGGAGGUUUGAAAUUUCGCCUAAAAAUUAACCGAUUCUCUGUAUUUCCUUGUUUUCUGAUCAGGUCCGUCUGUAACCGCUUUUAUUAUGUACAAUAUUUUGUAUUUGCAUUAUUUGUCCCGAACUAGCAUGCUUGUUUGGGGAUCGAGUGUGUCGGUCAUUUUCUCGGCGAUGAGUUUAGACAUUGCCAGCUCUCGGUCGAGAGCACUGACUGGCUACUGUACGGUCACGGACUUUAUUUGUUGAUCCACGUAGGGUUCAAGCUAUUUAGUUGUCAGUACUAACGGUAUGAAAUGUCCAAUGUAAAGUGAACCCUAAAUGGCUCAACCAGUCCGUGACUGUGGAGGAACAUUCCAGAAGUCGGGUACGUGACGCUAUUUUUUUUUAACUUUCAUGAAGCUAAGCCGAUAUUAGGCAUGAUAAUGAUAACGUUCGAUAACUCCGCUUUAAAUUCAACGGUAUAUAAUACAGAUUUCUGCAGGUCAUUAAGGUAGCUGCCAUACGCGUCGCGUCCCCGAUAAAGUAGCCCUUUUUGUACUCAAGGCGUUAGAGCGAAAUUGAUGGUCGAGUUUUUAAUCCCGGACAUACAUAUUUAGAAGGGUAGUCCCUAAAUAUAAAUAAGAUUAUACUAAAAGUGAUUUGAGGCAAAUAAUGCGAUGCAAAAAUGUACACUCGGCUGUUCUGUACGGGAUGAAUAUACUGCCUGUUAUCGUGUAAUUUAUGUAGGUAUGAAGUUGUAGUAUUUAAUAUAAUAUUGUACAUUUUCGGUUAUUAAUAAAAACAUGUUUACAAA